Molecule: messenger RNA, 3946 nt
Organism: Condylostylus longicornis
Lineage: Eukaryota; Metazoa; Arthropoda; Insecta; Diptera; Dolichopodidae
Gene: RpII140
Product: DNA-directed RNA polymerase II subunit RPB2
Exons: 1
Coding region: 116-3643 (1175 amino acids)
Biological process (GO): DNA-templated transcription
Cellular component (GO): RNA polymerase II, core complex
Molecular function (GO): ribonucleoside binding; DNA binding; DNA-directed RNA polymerase activity
Source: RefSeq, a predicted model, not a curated record
CUAAGUAAUUAAGUUACUCAAAUCCCAACGCUGGGAUUGUGAAAAUAUUAUUUUUACCGAUUUGGAAAAUUAUUUCAUUAAAUAAAAAAAUAUAGUUCAAAAAUAAUACGUAAAAAUGUAUGAAAAUGAAGAAGAAAAUUUCGAGGAAGAAAAUGCAGAAGAAAUUACUCACGAGUUAUGGCAAGAAGCUUGCUGGAUUGUUAUAAACGCAUACUUUGAUGAAAAAGGUCUUGUACGACAACAAUUAGAUUCAUUUGACGAAUUUAUUCAAAUGUCCGUUCAGAGAAUUGUUGAAGACUCUCCCGCAAUAGAUUUACAAGCAGAGGCACAACAUACGUCCGGUGAAAUAGAAACUCCACCUAGAUUUUUGUUAAAAUUUGAUCAAAUUUAUUUGUCAAAACCAACACAUUGGGAAAAAGAUGGUUCUCCAAGUCCAAUGAUGCCGAAUGAAGCUCGUUUGAGAAAUUUGACAUACUCAGCUCCACUUUAUGUCGACAUUACCAAAACGAAAAUAAUUGAAGGGCAAGACCCAAUUGAAACACAGAAUCAAAAAACAUUUAUUGGCAAAAUUCCAAUUAUGUUACGUUCAACUUAUUGUUUGCUUAGUCAACUGACUGAUCGUGAUUUAACAGAAUUAAACGAAUGUCCAUUGGAUCCAGGUGGUUAUUUCAUUAUAAACGGAUCAGAAAAAGUAUUGAUUGCUCAAGAAAAAAUGGCAACAAAUACAGUGUACGUAUUUAGCAUGAAAGAUGGCAAAUAUGCAUAUAAAUGCGAGAUCCGGUCUUGCCUUGAACAUAGUUCAAGACCAACAUCUACGCUUUGGGUCAAUAUGAUGGCAAGAGGUGGUCAAACAAUCAAAAAAUCUGCAAUUGGUCAAAGAAUUAUUGCAAUUUUACCAUAUAUCAAACAAGAAAUCCCAAUUAUGAUAGUAUUCCGAGCCCUCGGUUUUGUAGCUGAUAGAGAUAUUCUUGAACAUAUCAUAUAUGAAUUUGAUGAUCCUGAAAUGAUGGAAAUGGUUAAACCAUCUCUUGAUGAAGCUUUCGUAGUUCAAGAACAAAAUGUAGCUUUAAAUUUCAUAGGAGCUAGAGGUGCGCGACCUGGUGUGACGAAAGACAAGCGUAUAAAGUAUGCUAAAGAAAUAUUACAAAAGGAAAUGUUACCCCACGUAGGUGUGUCCGAUUUUUGCGAAACAAAAAAAGCUUACUUCCUUGGAUACAUGGUACAUAGAUUAUUAUUAGCAGCCUUGGGCAGAAGAGAACUUGAUGAUCGUGAUCACUAUGGUAAUAAACGACUUGAUUUAGCUGGUCCGCUACUGGCAUUCUUAUUUAGAGGUCUUUUUAAAAACCUUAUGAAAGAAGUAAGAAUGUAUACCCAAAAAUUUAUUGAUAGAGGAAAAGAUUUUAACUUAGAAUUGGCCAUCAAAACUAAUAUAAUUACCGAUGGAUUGAGAUAUUCUUUAGCUACAGGUAAUUGGGGCGACCAGAAAAAAGCUCAUCAAGCCAGAGCUGGCGUAUCUCAAGUGUUAAACAGAUUAACAUUUGCAUCAACAUUAUCUCAUUUAAGACGUGUAAAUUCACCCAUAGGUAGAGAUGGAAAACUAGCAAAACCUAGACAGUUACACAAUACUUUGUGGGGCAUGUUAUGUCCAGCUGAAACGCCGGAAGGGGCGGCUGUAGGCUUAGUAAAAAACUUGGCAUUGAUGGCUUAUAUUUCGGUUGGUUCUCAACCAUCACCUAUUCUAGAGUUCUUGGAAGAAUGGUCUAUGGAAAAUCUUGAGGAAAUCGCCCCUUCAGCUAUAGUUGAUGCAACAAAAAUUUUUGUAAAUGGCUGUUGGGUAGGAAUACAUCGUGAUCCUGAACAGUUAAUGGCUACCUUACGUAAACUUCGACGUCAAAUGGAUAUCAUUGUAUCUGAAGUAUCUAUGAUUAGAGACAUUCGGGAUCGUGAAAUUCGUAUUUAUACAGAUGCUGGACGAAUUUGCAGACCGUUGUUGAUUGUUGAAAAUGGCAAUUUGCUUCUGAAGAAAACCCAUAUUGAAAUGUUAAAGGAACGUGAUUAUAAUAACUAUAGCUGGCAAGUACUUGUGGCUUCUGGUGUAGUAGAAUAUAUCGAUACUCUUGAAGAGGAAACUGUUAUGAUUGCUAUGUCUCCAUAUGAUUUAAAACAGGACAAAGAUUAUGCAUACUGUACAACAUACACACAUUGUGAAAUUCAUCCAGCUAUGAUAUUGGGGGUUUGUGCAUCAAUUAUUCCAUUUCCAGAUCAUAAUCAAAGCCCUCGUAACACAUAUCAAAGUGCUAUGGGUAAGCAAGCUAUGGGAGUUUACAUUACAAAUUAUCAUGUUCGUAUGGACACCCUUGCACAUGUGUUAUAUUAUCCAAUGAAACCAUUAGUUACCACAAGAUCUAUGGAAUAUUUGCGCUUUAGAGAACUUCCUGCCGGCAUAAAUUCAAUUGUUGCAAUUUUAUGCUAUACUGGUUAUAAUCAGGAAGACAGUGUUAUCUUAAAUGCUUCAGCCGUAGAAAGAGGAUUCUUCAGAUCAUGUUUCUACCGUAGUUAUCGGGAUUCAGAAAAUAAACGUAUAGGAGACCAAGAAGAACAAUUUGAGAAACCAUCGCGUAACACAUGUCAGGGUAUGAGAAAUGCACAUUAUGAUAAAUUAGAUGACGAUGGUAUCAUAGCACCAGGCAUAAGAGUUUCUGGAGACGAUGUAGUUAUUGGAAAGACAAUAAACCUACCAGAAAAUGAUGAUGAUCUGGAAGGAACAACAAAACGUUUCACAAAGCGAGAUGCAUCCACAUUUUUGAGAAAUUCAGAAACUGGUAUUGUUGAUCAGGUUAUGUUGACAUUAAACAGUGAAGGAUAUAAGUUUUGUAAAAUCAGAGUACGCUCAGUGCGCAUCCCGCAAAUUGGAGACAAAUUUGCUUCUCGUCACGGACAGAAAGGUACUUGCGGAAUUCAAUAUAGGCAAGAAGAUAUGCCUUUCACAUGUGAAGGUUUAACACCUGAUAUUAUUAUUAAUCCUCAUGCUAUCCCCUCUCGUAUGACAAUUGGCCAUUUAAUCGAAUGUUUGCAAGGAAAGCUUGGUUCAAAUAAAGGAGAAAUUGGUGACGCAACUCCAUUUAAUGACGCUGUUAAUGUACAGAAAAUUUCGACAUUUUUGCAAGAAUAUGGUUACCAUCUUCGAGGUAAUGAAGUUAUGUAUAACGGGCAUACCGGAAGAAAAAUUAAUGCCCAGGUAUUUUUGGGACCAACUUAUUAUCAGCGUCUUAAACAUAUGGUAGAUGACAAAAUUCAUUCUAGAGCCCGUGGACCUGUACAAAUUUUAGUGAGACAACCAAUGGAAGGUAGGGCAAGAGAUGGUGGCUUGCGUUUUGGCGAAAUGGAACGUGAUUGUCAAAUUUCACACGGCGCUGCUCAAUUUUUGAGAGAACGUUUGUUCGAAGUUUCUGAUCCUUACAGAAUUCAUAUUUGCAAUUUCUGUGGACUGAUAGCGAUUGCAAAUUUAAGAAAUAAUACAUUUGAGUGCAAAGGAUGCAAGAACAAAACGCAGAUAUCUCAAGUUAAAUUACCAUACGCUGCAAAGUUAUUAUUCCAAGAGUUGAUGUCAAUGAAUAUAGCGCCUCGUUUAAUGGUAAUCUAAAGUUGAAUUCAAAUAUUUAAACAUAAAUUUUUAAAAUAGAACUUGAAAUUUUUAUUUUAAGUUAAAUUUUAUAAUUAAGUAUGUAUUAACAGAAUUUUUAAUAAAACAUAUGUAAUAAGGAAUGGAAUAAUAAUGUUUGUAUUUAUAAAUGUAAUACAAUGUGAAAUAGAGAUUUUGCUAUUUUUGCAUACUAAUUUAUGUGUAAAUUUACACAGAAUAGUGCUUUUUGAAGCUAAUAGCAAAAGAUUUAAAUUUUGGAAACGGUUCAGGGUUUUGUCUUUAGUCGAAUAACAUAGUAAGAAA